Messenger RNA from Hypomesus transpacificus, 848 nucleotides. RefSeq names its product SLC35A4 upstream open reading frame protein-like. The coding region runs from base 264 to 572 and encodes 102 amino acids. Lineage: Eukaryota; Metazoa; Chordata; Actinopteri; Osmeriformes; Osmeridae. The transcript is spliced from 3 exons. The record is from RefSeq and is a predicted model, not a curated record.
GAUCUGAGAUCGGUUUCUGUCAGAGCUCAACGUUUAAGUUCUGAUCAUCGUUAUUUUAAGUACCACACAUCAGCUCUGUAUGUAGUCUGCUGACACAUCAGAGGCCUAUAACGCCAAUAAGAAUUCAUAAUAGAAAUUACAUUUUGGAAAGGAAAUCUUGUUCUACACUACUGAAUCAGACUAGAGUAAUCGCACUGAUGAACUACUUUGAGCACCCACUAUUGAGGCGUUGAAGUUGAGCACAGAGCACUCGCCUGAGCAACAUGGCGGACAAGGACCCUCUCAAGCAGUUGAAGGACCUUAACCAGCUCAAGAGUCAACUAGAGGAGAUCCAUCGACGAGUGGAGAGCGAGGUGGCCGCAGGAAUCCCACAGGGUAGCAGUGUGCUGGGCUCCCCCUUCCUGAAAGGUUUCCUGGCGGGCUACGUGGUGGCCAAACUCCGCUCCUCCGCCAUCUUGGGAGUGUUACUUGGAACAAUCACCGGCAUUUACGCUGCUCAGAACUAUCAGGUUCCCAAUAUCGAACGCACAAUCAAAGACUACUUUGACAUCAUGAAGAAAGGAUCAAAGUAGUAAGGGUUAGUCCUCCUUCUUCUGGACCUUUCUGUGGGAGCCAGGUUCAGGGGCAGCACUAGAUGGCUUCUGCUCUGGUAGAGGCUCACAGAGAAGGCCAGACCUCCUGUGUGCACUAUACUGAGGAUACUGAUUGAUAUAACUGGAUGUUUCUGACUGACUGGCUUGCUUUGGGUCUGAGGGUGCCGCUUGAACAGAGCCCGUUAUUCCUGCUUCAUUGACCAGGAGGUGUGUGUGUGUGUGUGUGUGUGUGUGUGUGUGUGUGUGUGUGUGUGU